GGAUCAUCAUUCAUCUCUCUCAGAGAGAGGCGACAAUGGCGGUACAGUGGCUAUUGGUAGUUCAGGGGAUCAUGACGUUGACGGUGGUCAUCUCUUUCCUCUGCGGUCAAUGGCCAAUCUUCAAAGGCACACCUUUUCAAUGGAUUCACUACUUCCUCACUCGCGGCGCCUAUCACUACUUACUGAGGUUUGUCGGAAUGGUGUUUGGUUCCAAGGGUACGGACGUUGUCUUAACGGUGGAGCAGUUCUGUUGCGACCGUCCUAAUCCCAUAUUGCAAAUCAUAUACAUAGCCAUUAUUGGAUCAGUAUACUUUGUGAUUGCAAAGUCUUCCUUCAUCUAUAUACCUGGAUACUAUAUUGGCGAUGUUCACAAGUACACAAGCUUUCUGGCUGUUGUUGUCGGUGUUAUACUUUUCUUAUUGACAAGCUUUUGUGAUCCAGGUACCGUGAAUGCUGAGAAUGCUUCGCAGUACAUCUCUGCUUACCCUUAUGAUGAUAUCAUUUACUCUGAGAAGGAGUGUUCUACUUGUAGAAUCCCAAAGCCAGCUAGAUCCAAGCAUUGCAGCAUAUGCAACCGAUGUGUAGCUCGGUUUGACCAUCACUGUGGCUGGAUGAAUAACUGUAUUGGAGAAAGGAAUACUAGAUAUUUCAUGGCUUUCCUCUUUUGGCAUUUUCUUCUUUGCUUGUAUGGAGCAAUAGCCAUUGCGUUUAUUCUUGCUGGACGAGUUAAAGAACUCCGUGUUGUACAUAUCUUAACAGUCUAUUACGGCGUAGAGAACUCUUUCCGCAACUUAGCUCCUCGAGUUUUACAGUGGCUGGCUGGUACAUACAACACCCAAAUACUUGUGAUGGUGUUUCUAGCCAUUGUUUCUCUCCUCCUCGCUGGCUUCUUUGCUUACCACUUAAAACUCUGCCUAACCAACACAACUACUAACGAGGCAUUUAAAUGGAGAGAGUACAUAAGCUUGAGGAAGAAGCUCAGUGAAGCAAAGGCAAGCUCUGCGGCUCUCAAGGCUGGAACGCCGUACUGUGAAGCAGAGGCCAAAGCUCAAGCUAUUGUGAAACUUAAUAUGUAUGAUAGAGGAAGUUUCCAGAACCUUUCUGAGAUUGUUUUCCCUUUAUCAUCAAGACCACAUACUUCUUGUAAACAUACACCAAAACCGAAGUCGGAAUAAUUGAAACUUAAAAACUCU
Molecule: messenger RNA, 1193 nt
Organism: Brassica oleracea var. oleracea
Lineage: Eukaryota; Viridiplantae; Streptophyta; Magnoliopsida; Brassicales; Brassicaceae
Product: probable protein S-acyltransferase 17
Exons: 10
Coding region: 36-1175 (379 amino acids)
Biological process (GO): peptidyl-L-cysteine S-palmitoylation; protein targeting to membrane
Cellular component (GO): Golgi apparatus; endoplasmic reticulum
Molecular function (GO): protein-cysteine S-palmitoyltransferase activity
Source: RefSeq, a predicted model, not a curated record